GUUUUUAGGUUAUGUGAUAGUGCCAGAUCAUGACCGAAUUCAAUAUUUUAUAAGAAAGUAGUCUACAUGAAAGAAAUGAAUCUAUAAUAACUAUAUUCAAUGAAUAUAUUCUUCAUUUCUUUUUAAUUUUUAUGUAGAAAAAAUAUAUAUGACUACUAGAACUAAAAUACACUUGUUAAAAGCUACUAGCAAGUCCAAUGGAGAUACGAAAAACUGGGAUCCUCUUGAGAAAACUGAGAGAUUUAUUUAAAGAUGGAGCGCGUAUCAAGGACUCACUACAGGCAUAUAUCAUCCCACACAAUGAUGGACAUUUGAACGAGUACAUUAGUGCCAGAGAUGAGCGGUUGGCGUUUAUUUCUGGGUUCACGGGUUCUUAUGGUACAGCCAUUGUGACAGAGACCAAGGCCGUGCUAUGGACUGACGGCAGAUAUACCCUGCAGGCCAGGAGUCAGAUGGACGACAAUUGGAGCCUUUUCACUGAGGGUUUGGCCGACUCGCCGACACAGAGCGGCUGGCUGGUUGGGGAGCUGAGUGGAGGGCGAGGGCAAGCGGCCAGGGUGGGAUGUGACCCACACCUGUUGUCCUACACGGCGUGGGCCACAAUGGCCUCGCAUCUGCACCAGGCCGGCAUCCAUCUUGUGCCCAUCGACCACGUCAAUCUGGUCGACCUGUUGUGGGCCGACCAACAGCCCCCGCCCAAUAGCCGGCCUGUGGUGCCAUUGCCUGUCAAGUAUACCGGGAAGCCUAGCAAGUGCAAGGUGGAGCAAGUGCGUGCGUCGAUGCUGGAGAAGCAAGCUGAUGUGCUGAUUGUGACAGCCUUGGAUGAGAUCGCCUGGCUGCUCAAUGUGCGCGGAUCUGACAUCGAUUUCAAUCCGGUUUUUUUCGCCUACGCUGCCGUCACUCAGGCCGAUGUGCAUCUGUUCAUUGACGAGGCCAAGCUCAGUGAUGCCGUCCGCGAUCACUUCAGUGACGAGGGCCUCAAGGUCACCAUCCAGCCCUACGAUCGCAUCAAUGCGUUCAUUGCUGAUCAGGUGUCGCGACUAAACAGCACGUCGAACAAAGUGUGGGUUUCGCACUGUUCUCCCUACUCGCAAAUGCUGAUGGUGCCCGAGAAGAUGCGCGUGCUGGAAGUGUCGCCGAUAGCCCUUCUGAAGGCUGUCAAGAACGAGACGGAGGCGCAGGGCUUUGUCAACUGCCAUCUCAGAGAUGCGGUCGCCCUUGUCUGCUAUCUGGCCUGGCUGGAGGGCCAAUUGGCCGGAGGGCAUGUCGUCACUGAGAUGAGUGGCGCUGCUAAACUGCUCCAGUUCAGAAAGGAACAGGAAGAUUUUGUCGGUGCCAGCUUUGAGACGAUCUCGUCGGCGGGGCCGAAUGCGGCUAUCAUACACUACAACCCCACCAAGGAGUCAGACCGACAAAUCACUACCAACGAAAUCUAUUUGUGUGAUUCCGGCGGCCAGUACAAAGAUGGCACAACUGACGUGACGCGCACUUUGCACUUUGGAACGCCAACUCAGUUUGAGAAGGAAUGCUUCACUCGUGUCUACAAGGGACAGAUUGCUAUUGCUACGAGUAUCUUCCCGAAAAAGACGAAGGGAAUGUUGCUGGACCCACGUGCCCGCCAAGCACUAUGGGAGGUGGGCCUAGACUAUCAGCAUGGCACCAGUCACGGAGUGGGCAGCUACCUGUGUGUGCAUGAGGGCCCCAUGGGCAUAUCCUGGCGGGUCUAUCCGGACGACCCAGGCCUGCAGGAGGGCAUGUUCCUGUCUAAUGAGCCUGGUUACUACGAGGAUGGCAAAUUCGGAAUCCGCUUAGAAGAUAUAAUCAGGAUAGUGCCAGCCAAAACCCCAUACAAUUUCGCCAACAAAGGAUUUCUCACGUUUGAAACAAUUACAUUCGUACCGAUUCAAACUAAAAUGCUGCUACCUCAACUACUCACUAAAGAAGAGAUUUGUUACUUGGACAACUAUCACAGAAUGUGCAGAGAUAAAAUCGGCCCCCUAUUGCAACAGAAGGGGAAAACAGACGCUUAUGAAUGGCUAUGUCGGGAAACUGAGCCACUAGGACAGUGCCUUAUCUAAAAGAAGAAAAAAAAAUAUUUAAAACAAGGAGAAAAAGCUUAGUUGGCUGCACUCUAGCCAGCAACACUGAAUAGCACAAACAACAUACGCCUACUCAACAAUAGUAAAGUUCACGUUAUAAUAGCAGUAUUUAAUUGAAAAUAGUGUUGCUAUCCUUUUCUAUCAUUUGAUAGAGCUUCGCAAUGUUGUCAGUUUGACAGAAAUAUUAUUUUUACUUUUGACAGUGACUGUACAGAUGUGUAAACAAAGAAGUUUUAUCC
Nilaparvata lugens (brown planthopper) is the source of this 2338-nucleotide messenger RNA. It is a transcript of the gene ApepP, whose product is annotated as xaa-Pro aminopeptidase ApepP. The record is from RefSeq and is a predicted model, not a curated record. NCBI's taxonomy places the organism in Eukaryota, Metazoa, Arthropoda, Insecta, Hemiptera, Delphacidae. The coding region runs from base 198 to 2078 and encodes 626 amino acids. The transcript is spliced from 11 exons. Gene Ontology annotation, molecular function: metalloaminopeptidase activity.